Messenger RNA from Cydia splendana, 1920 nucleotides. RefSeq names its product zinc finger protein OZF-like. Gene Ontology annotation, biological process: regulation of DNA-templated transcription. The record is from RefSeq and is a predicted model, not a curated record. Gene Ontology annotation, molecular function: RNA polymerase II cis-regulatory region sequence-specific DNA binding; DNA-binding transcription factor activity, RNA polymerase II-specific. Bases 136 to 1485 code for a protein of 449 amino acids. The transcript has a single exon. Lineage: Eukaryota; Metazoa; Arthropoda; Insecta; Lepidoptera; Tortricidae.
UACUCACACGUGCCGACAAUCGGUCGACCGGGGCCUUCAGCGAAGCCCGUAUCUAAGGUCACCAGCCGCGGUAGAGUGGUCGAAUGCGACAUAUGCCACAAAACAUUCGAUACUAAAAAUGCAAACACCAGACUCAUGAUCCAUCGCCGCUCCCAUACUGGAGAGAAGCCUUACGCGUGCAAAGUAUGCGAUAAAAGAUUCGCUCAAAGGAGCCACUUAAACACACAUAACGCGUUCCACAUGAAAAAGUUCAGAUUCUCCUGCGAACUAUGUAACGCGCAAUUCGUUCAAAAAAAUCAAUAUGAUGUACAUAUGCGGGGACACACAGGCUCAAGACCGUUUUCGUGUGAAAAUUGCAAAAAAACAUUCUUACAAAAAGGCCACUUAACCCGUCAUAAAAGAAAAUGUGAUCCUAUUCAUGUAGAGCCAGGUGAGGUUACAUGGAAACUAGAGUAUUCAGAUGAAACUGUAGAUUUUACAUGUGAUAUAUGCAAAAAACAAUUUGCAGACGAAAGCGCAUUCAAAACUCAUAAAAAAUCUCAUUCCGGUGAUUAUCCGUUCACUUGCGAUAUUUGUGAAAGGAAAUUUAAUACGCAAUUUGCCUUGAAUAAUCACAAAUUUGACCACUCGGGAGGGAAACCUUUUAAGUGUGAAAAAUGCAAUAAAGGUUAUACAUCAAAAAGUGCUUUAAAUAUGCAUUUGAGAGUUCACACUGAGGAUUACAAGUAUGGGUGCGACGUGUGUAAGAAACGAUUUAUACUAAAGGAGAAUUUAAAUGUACAUAUGCGUGUACAUACGGGGGAAAAGCCUUAUACCUGUGCAACAUGCGAGACGAAGUUUCGCUAUAGAUAUAGCUUAAAGAAACAUUUAUUAGAGAAGCACAAUCAAGUUAUGGACAAACAGUUCCGUUGCGGUAAAUGUGAUAAACGAUUUGCUCUACAGGGGAGUUUAGCUAAACAUAUGGAGAGACAUGCCGACAAAGAAAUAGAAGAUAAAGCGUUAAAGGAAGGGAGGAAAGAGUACAUGUGUGAAAUAUGUAGCAAACAAUUUGCAUCGAAAGGUAUCUUAAAAAGUCACAGAGAGACACAUAAUGAAGAAAAAGCUUUCGAAUGUGAAGUAUGUCAUAAGAAAUUCAGAAGGAAGAAGGUUUUGCAAGACCACAUGAAGGUGCAUGAAGACUUUAAACGGUACUCAUGUGAUGUGUGCGGUGUACAGUUCAAACAUAAAUCUGCCUUAGCAGUUCAUAUUCGACGAAUGCAUUCAACAAUUAGGCCACAUACUUGCGACAUUUGUCAAAAGGGCUUCAAAGUUCUUGCAGGAUUAAAAGAGCACUAUCGUGUACACACUGGCGAGAGGCCAUUCGCUUGUGAAAUAUGCUAUAAGAAAUUUCAGCGCCAUAGUGCAGUUAGGAAACAUCUUAUCAGUGUCCACCACGAGAAACCUAACAGAUUUAUUAAAUUAAAACCAUCGAAUAAUUUAUUAUAACUAAAUCAAAAGCGAAUCGUCGUGUAAAAGAGGAAAAAGAAAAUGGUAAUAGUAUUGUUGAAUACUAUAGUUGUACCUUAGCCAUUAUGUAUUUGAUUGUUAGGCCACGGACUGGAGACAAGCGGAAAAUCAAGACCAUGUAUACAUUGCGCUCAUCCAAAUUUAUGAACGGCUUUGAUUUGCCGCGCGUCGCGUCGCUUGCGUCUAGUCCUGUUUAUAUCGUGUAAAAUUGUAUGUAAGUAAUAAUUGUUAUUUACGAUACAAGUGCGAAUUACAUAUGGCCCUUUAUCCCUUUAAAUUUUCGACGUAGUUACGUAAUGCUUAUUAUAGCACCUGGUGUCGUAAUGUAGCACCUGUACUGUAAAAUAUUAGUUAUUUAUGAUAUAAGUGCGGAAAAUAGGAAAUUCGAGGCCAGUGGAGACCGAAGGGAGUGUU